AUGUCAACUCCGAUGUUCACGGAGAGCUCAAGUAAAAACAGCAGAAGAGUGCAUAAAAGGAGAGAGAGGAAGUUGUGGAAGAAACCCAUCAGGAUUUCUAGAUUGCCCAGUUUCGGAUUCUCCGGCUCCGAUUUCACAGUCGAUCAAAUUCCGGCUAUCUUCUCCGGCUACACUGCCGAGUUGGAAGAUUCCUCUUCUCCGGAGAUGUCUGAUGGUUCCAGAACUUACUCGAAUGAGACCGAGGAAGUUGACCAGGAAAGUUCAAAAUCGGUGAGAAGAAUCUUAGAGCCUCAUUACUUGAGACCAACGAGCUCUUCAGCUUCAAAGAAAAUGGAAAAGAUCCAGAAGAAUCUUGAAGUAGUUAGGUUAAAGAGAAUGUCAAGCUUGAAAUACAAUGGGUUGCUUAAAGCUACAUGUUCUUCAGCUAUGAAAGGUUCUAAGAAGAGCAAUGAUGUUUGCAAUUAUAAUUAUUGUUCUCUGCACGGUCGGCCUCAUAGCCACGCCGCUGAUAAUAACAGUGUUGUUGGUGUUCCAUCUUUGAAACGGUUUGUGUCAAUGAGGAGGAAGGUUUUGAAGAGGCAGAAGAGUGUGAACCGGCGUUUGGUGCUUUUGAAGCGGACUUUGAGUAGAAAGAGAUUACCUUUAGGCGGUGGGACUGUGACUGAUCAAGAACCCAAUCAAGAGGUGUCUGAAGAAGAGGUUUAUACCUCGGAGAAUGGUGGGAGUGAUUCGGAGUCUAACGGAAGAUCUAGUGAGACUGUGAUGGUAGAUGUUGCUGGUGAAGAGGAUAGAGGAAAGGAUUCAAAGGAGACUGUUCCAUCAGCUAAAGAACAUGAUGAUGGGAACGUUUCUGCUGGAGAAAUGAGAGAAGAGGAUGGAAAGAAAACUGAAAAUGUAUGGAAUGAUGAAGAAUCUAAGCAGGAGAUUAUGGAUGAUUCAAAUGGAAGAAUCGGCAAAGAGUUUAAGGAGUCUAACGUGGAGGACAAGAAAAGAGAAGAAACAGUGGAAGAUAACGAGGAGGUUUGUAGAGAAGAGGAUGGAAAGAAGACAGAGAAUGUAUGGAAUGAUACAGUCAUGCUUGUCAAGCAAGCGUUUGAUGAGAUACUUGCGGAGAUCAGUGAUGAUGAUGACUCGUCUGAUGAUGUUUCUGUCACAAAGAAGGAUGAUGAUGUUGGAGCGGAUUCAAGUGAUUCAACUAGCUCUGAUUUGCAGCCUGUUGAAGAAAGAGAUACAUAUUUGUCUGUGAUUGUUUCUACUUCUCUUAUGGGAGAAGAGUCUGAUCAUCGGAGAGGUGGGGCCAAGAAGUGGAGUUUCUUGAAAAGAGUGAUUCUUCUCAAGAGGUUUCUCAAGUCCUUGGAUGGAAGAGAGAGGCGUAAGUUGUCUGAUGGUGAAGAGAGUGAGAAGAUGAUAAUGAGGUUGAGGAGAGAGCUGGUUGGAGAGAGGAAGAUUGCGGAAGAAUGGAUGCUUGAUCAUGCUCUUAGGCAAGUCGUUUCCACACUUGUCCCUUCGCAGAAAAGGAAAGUGAAACAUCUUGUUAAGGCUUUUGAAUCAUUAAUACCAGUGAAUGGUAAACAAGAAGAGGAGGAGGUUGAUACUUCCCUGAACAAUGUUGAAACUAGCGAAGAAGGAACACUAAAAGUAGAGGAAGAUUGUGAAGUCAACAAAGAUGAGCAGAGGAUCAGAAAUGUGUUUUCAAAGGUACAUCAAAAGGGCUUGAAAGGAGGAGAAGAGGAGGUUGAUUCUACGCCAAGGAAAUCCAGAAGUGUACUUCCUCCUAUCGAGAAUGUUAAACAGAGAACCGUGGUUGAGAAAGAGAAAGAGUCGAGAAUGUGGAAGCUCAUCUAUAAACACAUGGUAACAGAGAAAGAAGAAGGAAAUGGUGAAUCAGUGGAAGUGGAAGGUGAAGGUGAUGAUGCGAGAAGAAGCGGAACAGUUACACUUGUUAGAGAAGCUCUUGAGAAGAUCCUCUCUGAGAUCCCGGACAACUCACCCGAUGAUCAAUCUAUAGACAGCAACAUAACUACGGAUCAAGAAUUGUUCAGUCAAGAGACUUUGAAAGCAAAGUCUAAUGAGAAGAGAGUGAAAGGAUGGAACAAUGUGAAGAAAGUCAUUCUUCUAAAGCGGUUUGUUAGUGAUUUAGGAAGUCUUUCAAGACUCAGCGGCGAGACUCCUCAGGUUUUGCCUUGGGAACAUGAUCCAGAGACCGAAAAGAUCCGUUUGAGGCGUCAAGAAGUUGGAGGGAAGAGGAAUUCAGAGGAAUGGAUGCUUGAUUAUGCUUUGAGACAAGCCAUAUCGACAUUACCACCGUCUCAGAAAAGAAAAGUGACUCUUCUUGCACAAGCUUUCGACACUAUAAGCUUACAAGAUAUUGGGAGUUGUUCUUCCACCCCUGGCUCUGCAGCAUCGUCUAGGAACAUCUCUCGCCAGUCCAGCUAUUCGUCUACGGCAUUCCAUAUUGAUAAUGAAAGUAGUAAUGCUGAGAUCAUCAGAGGCAAACUCAGAAAUCUACAAGAGACUACAAAAGUUGAUUUGGAGGAGAAACAACAGUGCUCAGGCUUGUGGCGGUUGUUAUGCAAACAGAUGGAAGACAACGAGAGAAACCAAACAUUGCCUGAAGAAACAAGAGAAGAAGAACAAGAACAAGAAGAGGAGUUGAAGGAAGACACAAAUGUGGAUGGUGAAAAGAUGGAACUUUACAAAACUGAAGCAGUGGAGCUAUUAGGAGAAGUCAUAGAUGGAAUCUCUCUUGAAGAAGCUUGUCAAGAACAGAAGAAGAAUGAAUCUUUACGUGUCUCGCAAGUGAGGAUUAACAGAUGGUACAACCUCAAAAGAGUGAUACUACUGAGGAGAUUCGUGAAAGCGUUAGAGAAUGUGAGGAAAUUCAACCCUAAGGAGCCGCGGUUCUUGCCGUUGGAACCAGGCUUUGAAGCAGAGAAGGUGAAUCUUAGGCAUCAAGAAACUCAAAACAAGAGAAACUUAGAGGAAUGGAUGGUUGAUAACACACUUCAAGAAGUGGUUUCGAAGCUAACACCAGCUCGGAAACUUAAAGUUCAGUUAUUGGUUCAAGCUUUUGAGACACUCUCAGCUACAGAGAACUGA
Messenger RNA from Microthlaspi erraticum, 3099 nucleotides. The record is from the annotation of a GenBank genome assembly. Lineage: Eukaryota; Viridiplantae; Streptophyta; Magnoliopsida; Brassicales; Brassicaceae.